AUGAGAAUUUUAGUUGGUAUAGUAUUAUUCUUGGCCCUCACAGCUGAUGCAGCUGUUACCAGGGAUCAAAGGAUUGCUGGUGGUUCCGUUACGACCAUCACCAAUUAUCCUGAAAUGGUCUCAUUGUUGUAUUCCGCUGGAUCAUCCAAUCAUCGGCAAGAAUGUGUUGGCACAAUUCUUACUAACAGAGCAAUUCUGACUGCUGGACAUUGUACAUAUGGAUAUACGCCGGCUAUGUGGCGCUCGCGCGUUGGAUCGACCCACGCCAACAGCGGUGGUGUAGUCCACAACUCUGCACGCAUCAUCAAUCACCCCAAUUACAAUGUCUUCACCAUAGACAAUGAUAUCGCCAUCAUCCAUACCUCAAGCCAAAUCCACUUUACAAAUGUAAUCAGGGCUGCAAACAUCGCCGGCUCCAACUAUUUCUUAGGGGAUAACCAAGUCGUUUGGGCAGCUGGUUGGGGUUUUACUCAGACUAAUGGAAAUCCCUCAGAACAGUUAAGACACGUACAAAUUUGGGUCGUUAAUCAGGCCGUUUGUAGAUCUCGUUACGCUGAAUUAAGCGUGUUAAUUACUGACAAUAUGCUUUGCUCUGGUUGGCUUGACGUUGGCGGCCGCGAUCAGUGCACCAUGGACUCCGGUGGCCCACUGUACCACAAUGGGGUUGUUGUUGGCGUAUGCUCCUUUGGUUUCGCAUGUGGCCACCCUCGUUUUCCUGGUGUCAAUGCGCGGGUAUCACGCUAUACCGCAUGGAUUCAAAACAAUGCAUAG
Molecule: messenger RNA, 771 nt
Organism: Chilo suppressalis (striped riceborer)
Lineage: Eukaryota; Metazoa; Arthropoda; Insecta; Lepidoptera; Crambidae
Source: the annotation of a GenBank genome assembly